Molecule: messenger RNA, 4696 nt
Organism: Nerophis lumbriciformis (worm pipefish)
Lineage: Eukaryota; Metazoa; Chordata; Actinopteri; Syngnathiformes; Syngnathidae
Gene: zfpm2a
Product: zinc finger protein, FOG family member 2a
Biological process (GO): heart development; cell differentiation; positive regulation of transcription by RNA polymerase II
Cellular component (GO): nucleus
Molecular function (GO): RNA polymerase II-specific DNA-binding transcription factor binding
Source: RefSeq, a predicted model, not a curated record
GAGAGAGAGGAGAGGAGAGAGAGAGAGCGUGCAUAAUCGAGCAAGAGAAGGAGAGAGGGGCAACGCCAAAGCCAGAGCCUGGGAGGACAGAAAGAUAAAGACAGACGGAACGAUAUACGUUUAAAAAAAAAAAAAAAAAGUAGUUAAGCCCCCUUCUUUAUCGUUUUCUUUCUCACUUACCAGCAGACAAAAUAUUUAAAAAAAAACACUGCUUGGAUGAAGCAAAACCUAUCGAUCUGUCCGCACUACACCUGGACUCAGUGAGCGUCGCACAGCAGGCAUGUCCCGCAGGAAGCAGAGCAACCCCCGGCAGAUCAAACGUCCUCUGGAGGAUGGCCUGGAGGAAGAGGAGGAGGAGUGUAUCUCUGAGGAGAACGAGCUCCUGGCCAAAGUUGAGUUCUCAGCGGAAGAGAACUUCUCUGCCGAGUUUGAGACUGAGAACAUGAGCUGUGGGGACAUGGGGUACUUCUGCAGUAAAGGGGAGGAGGACGGCAAUCGAGAAACAGGAGACCCGGAGGUGGACGGCCAGGCUGAGAAGACAAGGCAUGCUGCAGUGGGGCUGGACGAAUGGGAUGGUCCAAGAGACCUGGACGCAUACCUCAAGGAUGGCGAGCGUCGGGUCCACAGCCGUCUACAGAUGCCUGUGGGAACAACGUGGGGACCUUUCGAAGGCAAGAUUGAGAUGGGUAACGAGAAUAGCACACUGAAGACGAAGAGCAAGGUCCCGGUGGUGCUGAGCAGUGGCCCCAAGUGGCUGCUGGAUGUGACUUGGCAGGGAGCAGAGGACAACAAAAACAACUGUGUGGUGUACAGCAAAGGUGGCCAACUAUGGUGCACCACCACCAAGAACAUGAUGGAGGGCGAGGAGCUGGUGGCGUUUGCGGUAGACUUUGACUCGCGCCUGCAGGCAGUGAACCACAUGUCCCUGAGUGAGGGCAUGUACCCCGCCAGGCUGCUGGACAGCAUCCAGCUUCUACCACAGCAGGCUGCCAUGGCGUCCAUCUUACCCACUGCCAUCGUCAACAAGGACAUCUUCCCCUGCAAAGCUUGUGGAAUCUGGUUUCGGAGCGAGAGGAAUCUCCAGGCCCACCUGAUGUACUACUGCAGCGGGCGGCAAAGGGAACCUGACACCAUCGUUGAGGAGAACGACGGCGGGCCGCACCAGACCUCCAGCGUCUGCCCCUUCCCACAAUGCACCAAGACCUUUUCAGGGGCCAGGGCCCUGGAGAUGCACCUCAGCACGGCACACAGCGGUGUCAAAAUGGAAGAGAGCCUCCCUCCUGGCACCAGCUUGAAAUGCACAAUCUGUAACUACACGGCAGAGUCUCUUAUUACAUUCCAGCAUCACAUCAUGUCUCACCUGUCACAGGCGGCCUUCAGAUGCAAUCACUGCCAUAUCAGCUUUCAGAGCCACAGGGAACUCUUACAGCAUCAGGACUUACACGGACAUGGCAGCAAACUUCACAGGGAAGGCGACGCCACCGAGCAUUCCCCCCGGGGGUCCGAAGAAAGCCUCCAGCAGCAGCAGCAGGCCGGCGCCGAGCUCGCCAACAGGAAGGACGCUCUGCUGGGAAGCCCCAAAGGGGUCCUCAGCAAGGAGACCGGCGCAGACGGAGAGGCGGACAAGGCUGAGAAGAAGCCCAUGCUGUCGGCUCAGAAGGGAGACGCUCACCCGGGCAGCAAAGCCAGUUUCUCCUACACUCGGAUCAAGUCGGAGCCUUCCAGUCCCCGUCUGGCUUCCUCCCCCGUGCAACACAACAUGCCCACAUUCCCCAUGGGCCCCUUCUUGUCUCAGUUCGCCUUCUCCCAAGACAUUUCCGUGGUCCCGCAGGCGUCGGAGAUUCUCGCUAAAAUGUCGGAGCUGGUUCACAGGCGGCUACGUCACGGAGGGAACAGCUACCCCCCGGUCAUCUACAGCCCGCUCAUGCCCAAAGGGGCCACCUGUUUUGAAUGCAAUAUCACCUUCAGUAACCUGGACAACUACCUGGUCCACAAAAAGCACUACUGUAACAGCCGCUGGCAACACAUGGCAAAGUCCCCCGACUUCUCGGCGCUGUCCGACAAGGUCCCCGAGGCGGUGAGUCCCAACGCGUCUGUGGGCAUGUUGAGCGGAUGCCACCCCGCCGAAGCCGACGGUCACCUCAUGCAGUCGGCGUGUCUAAACUCCAGCGUGUUGGACAUGAUCAAAGGGCCCGAGAAGGAUCUGUCGGGACAGGUGAAGAAGGUCCCUACACCCACGGGGACCGAGGAGAGGCUGAACGGGAAGCAGCUGGAGGGAAAGAGUCCGAGCACCGGUUUAGUCGAGAGCGACAACGACCCCAACAAGACCACCUGCAGCGCCUGCAACAUCACCUUCAGCCGCCACGAGACCUACAUGGUGCACAAGCAGUACUACUGCGCCACUCGCCACGACCCACCCAUGAAGCGCAUGUCCUCCAACAAGGUGCCGUCCAUGCAGAGGACCAUGAGAACUCGGAAGCGCAGAAAGAUGUACGAGAUGUGUCUCCCCGAGCAGGACCACCAGAGGCCCCCCAUGGGACAGCCGGGUUUCCUCGGGGUCCCUGCGAUGAAUCCCUGCACGUCACAGGAAGCCGUGGACGGCCUCGGAGACCGUUUCCACCCACGCUGUGACAUCUUUCCGGGUAUGGUACCCAAACACCUGGAGGCCUCUCUGACUGGCACGAAGCCGGUUUUGGCCCCCAAGUGCAACGCGGCGGAGCCCCAAGAGUUGGACACGCCCAUCGAUCUCAGCAAAAAGUGUUCGCCAGUCUCCGACAAGACAUGUAGCUCCCCUAAAAGACUGUUGGACUACCACGAAUGUGCCGUGUGCAAGAUCAGUUUUAACAAAGUGGAGAACUAUUUGGCGCACAAACAGAACUUUUGCCCGGCUACAGCCGCCGCCGCUGCCGCCGCCGCCGCUCAGAAGUCACAAGGGCCUCAUCAGCAGCAGGAGCCUGUCAGUAUGGACACGAGUGUGUUCCCUGAGGUGAAGAGCGAAGGCAAUAACACUGAUGAGGCGUUCGAUAAGAGCCCGAGUAAAUGUGAAAAAAACCUCAAUGGGAAGGCGCUGGUGCAGAAUGGAGGCGUCUUCCCUCCCGGUCUCAAGCCUUUUGCCGAACCUCAGCUGAUCCCGUCGAAAGAUGACAACAAGAACAUGUAUCUGCCCCACUGCCUUUACCCUGGAGCAAUAAAGAAGAUGAAAGGUCCGGAGCAAAUAUCGCCGUACUUUGGGAUAAAGCCAUCCGAUUACGUGGGUGGAGGGGCAGCGGUGCAGGGGGAGGCCAGCGAACAGGAGCAGGGGGUCAACGGAGGAGGAGUAGGAGGUGCAGCUGAGGCGGCACAAACCCAACAACCCGCUGCUAACGGCUGCCCCCAUCCUGGCAAGGAGCCUCUACCGCUGCUGCCCAAAAACCGAGGCAUGGUCAUCGUCAAUGGCGGGCAUAAGCCGGAAGAACGUUCCAGCUCGGCGCCGCAACAAGAGACCCAGCCUCAGCCGGACGGCCCGACCCCUAACCCUUCACCCACGUGGACCCCCGAGAACCCCGCCGACUCCAACGAGAACAUGUCACCUUCCUCCAAGUCCCCGACCGAGGAGGCAGCCCCCACCGCCAACAAAGGGGUGAACGGUUCCGGAAGUAGCAAGUACUGUCGCCUGUGUGACAUCCAGUUCAACAACCUGUCAAACUUUAUCACUCAUAAGAAGUUUUACUGUUCAUCACAUGCUGCCGAGCAUGUGAAAUAAGAAGAGCUCUUCCUCCACCCCAACCUUCCGCUCCCAUAUUUAACCCCCUCCUUUGUUUUGGUACACUGUUUGUGUCUGGAAUAGUGCAUCAUGCAGUGCUAAAAACUGCUUGUGGACAAUCAAGAGAAGCUUCUCCUUUUCAUCGUUUUAAGACUGAAACAUGCAAAAACCGUCGGUUCGACUAUAAAAAGAGAAAUGAAUCAAGAAUAAUAUCGGUGCCACUUUCACCUUAAUUUAUUUCACAAUCAGUAUUAAUGAGUAGUGACUUUAAUUUAAAUUCAAAUGAAAUUUAUAUCAGAGUUGUUUGUAAUGUUCCUGUAUAGUCAUUCUUGUGUAGCACACAUAUUGUUUACAUUGUAACGUAGGCUCAAUGAAACAAUAAAACAAAGAGAUGCAUUUUAGACACAAAAAUAGCGACUGAGGCACUUGUGUAUUCUUAUUUGCUGUAACAAAUUCACUAUAUGCCCUAAAUGUCGCCCAUUCACAUUUGGCAUAUUCCCAUGGCUUUGCAUUCAUAUGUGGCUGUUUGUCCCCGUCUUUUUACUUCAAACCGAUGUUGGUGUUUUCAUAAAGAUGGCAGCAAUCUUGUACAGUACUCCUCUUUCUGUUUCAUGAUACACUUUGCUCUCCCUUUUGGAACAUUUGCUCUCAAUGCAAUACUUUGUAAAUGAGGGAACAUUACUGAAAGCAGUAUUAUCAACUGGGGACUGUGCAUAUAAAUAUUUGUAACCCUUCUGGGUGCAAAAAAAAAAAAAAGACAAGAAUUAGGUUUAUUGCUGACGAACAAGGUGGGGGGGAGGUCAGUGGGAAUACUGAUGAUCAUUCCAAUGUCCUGAACAUGUUUCUUAAAAUGUUGUUGCUAUGCAUGUAUAUGGAUGGAAUUGAAUUCCAAAUCUGUUGGACAUUUUUAUUUUGAUGUGGUGUCAUAAUUAAACUUAAAUCCUCAGGAUGAAA